Messenger RNA from Aspergillus viridinutans, 459 nucleotides. Its product is annotated as cupin domain-containing protein. The coding region runs from base 1 to 459 and encodes 152 amino acids. The transcript has 2 exons. NCBI's taxonomy places the organism in Eukaryota, Fungi, Ascomycota, Eurotiomycetes, Eurotiales, Aspergillaceae. Gene Ontology annotation, cellular component: intracellular anatomical structure. The record is from RefSeq and is a predicted model, not a curated record.
AUGGCGACAAAUUAUUCUGCACAAGAGGUCAUUGAGACCUUGAAUCUCUCCCCACAUCCAGAAAAGGGCUACUACGUCGAGACCUUCCGCGACCGCUAUUCAUUAAACGAUCGCUCGCAUAGCACCUGCAUUUAUUACCUUCUCGAGGGAAAAAGUGGCCUAUCACGAUGGCACCGUGUUGUCGAUGGCGCCGAGGUAUGGCAUUACUACGCUGGCGCCCCUCUGCAACUAUCACUAUCCUGGAAUGAUGGGAAACCUAAACGGGAUAUAAUUCUGGGGAUUGAUUUGAAAAAAGGCCAACGGCCACAAGCUAUCGUUGAGCGUGGAGAGUGGCAGCAUGCGAAAUGUCUAGGUGACUGGACACUCGUGGGGUGUACGGUGGCACCGGCCUUCUUGUUCGAGUCGUUUGAGAUGGCUGAAGAGGGAUGGGAGCCCCACUCAGCCACAAAUGUGAAGUAG